Messenger RNA from Lactuca virosa, 780 nucleotides. The record is from the annotation of a GenBank genome assembly. NCBI's taxonomy places the organism in Eukaryota, Viridiplantae, Streptophyta, Magnoliopsida, Asterales, Asteraceae.
AUGAUCGAGCACGGAAGCACCCAACGUCAACCAUUCCACAUGUUCUUUGACUGUUGGCUCGGCGAGCUAAGUACCACCCUUGAGCAGCUCGUCUCAGCCGCCAACCACCACAAAGACGAUGAUGAUAUCGAAGACGACUCAGACUUAUACUUGCUGAAUGGUAAAGCUGUAGGGCACUACGAGGAGUACUACAAGGCUAAAUCAGAUGGAGCAAAAGGAGAUGUGCUUUCGAUGUUUACACCCACAAGGCUAACAAAGCUUAAAGAUGCUUUUUUGUGGAUCGCCGGAUGGCGGCCGACGAUGGCUAUCCACCUGCUGUACUCCAAGUCCGGAAUCCAGUUUAAAGCCAAUCUCAGUGAUCAAAUUCCGUUAUUUAGCUGCGGGGAUUUAGGAGACUUGACUUCGAAUCAGAUGUUCCGAAUCGACGAGUUACAGAAGAAAACCAUCCGUGAAGAGAGAGCUGUAACCGAGAAAAUGGCGACUUUACAGGAGUCCUCGGCAGACACGGACAUGGUAGAUUUAUCCAACGUGGUGUCGGAGAUGAUCAGGAAGAAGAACGUCGAUGGAGGGAGGGAUUUUGAUGAAAGAGUGGAAAAGGUGAUAGAGGAGAAGAAGGAUGAACUGGAGAAGGUGUUACACAUGGCGGAUGUUCUGAGAAUGGAGACAUUGAAGUCCGUAGUGGAGAUACUGACGCCGUUACAGGCGGUGUACUUUCUAAUCGCUGCCGCGGAGCUUCACCUCCGGCUACACGAAUGGGGCCAGAAGAUGGACGCGGCUUAG